Lodderomyces margitis is the source of this 804-nucleotide messenger RNA. It is a transcript of the gene URA3, whose product is annotated as orotidine-5'-phosphate decarboxylase. Gene Ontology annotation, cellular component: cytosol. Gene Ontology annotation, biological process: 'de novo' UMP biosynthetic process; 'de novo' pyrimidine nucleobase biosynthetic process. The transcript has a single exon. The coding region runs from base 1 to 804 and encodes 267 amino acids. Gene Ontology annotation, molecular function: orotidine-5'-phosphate decarboxylase activity. Lineage: Eukaryota; Fungi; Ascomycota; Pichiomycetes; Serinales; Debaryomycetaceae. The record is from RefSeq and is a predicted model, not a curated record.
AUGGUUACAUACAAAUCCUACAAUGAGAGAUCAGAGUCAAGUACCUCUCCAGUUACGAGACGGUUAUUCCAAUUGAUGGAACUGAAACAAUCCAAUUUGUGUGCAUCGGUGGAUGUCAGGACUACUGAAGAGCUUUUGUCAUUAGUUGACAAGCUUGGUCCGUUCAUAUGCUUAGUCAAGACCCACAUAGACAUUAUAGACGACUUUUCUUAUGAGGGUACAAUUGUCCCUCUACUUGAACUAUCAAAGAAGCACAACUUUGUGAUAUUUGAAGACAGGAAAUUUGCUGAUAUCGGAAACACUGUAAAAAGUCAGUACACUGGUGGAGUGUACAAGAUUGCCCAAUGGGCUGAUUUAACAAACGCACAUGGUGUCACUGGAGAAGGGAUAGUAAAAGGUUUGAAGGAAGGUGCUAACGAAACUACAGAUGAACCAAGAGGGUUAUUGAUGUUGGCUGAGCUCUCGUCUAAAGGCUCUUUGGCAUACGGGGAAUAUUCAAAGAAAACGGUGGAGAUUGCCAAAACUGACAAAGACUUUGUGAUGGGUUUUAUUGCUCAAAACUAUAUGGGAGGUACCGAUGAGGGCUUUGAUUGGGUAAUUAUGACUCCAGGUGUUGGUUUAGACGAUAAGGGCGACAGUUUGGGUCAGCAGUACCGAUCAGUUGAUGAGGUUGUAUCCAAUGGUACAGAUGUGAUUAUCGUUGGACGUGGGUUGUUUGGAAAGGGAAGAGACCCAUUGGUUGAAGGGAAAAGAUACCAAGAGGCUGGCUGGAAUGCAUACUUGAAGAGAGUUGGCAAGAACUAA